This is a messenger RNA of Cebus imitator (Panamanian white-faced capuchin), 4646 nucleotides long. RefSeq names its product sarcoplasmic/endoplasmic reticulum calcium ATPase 3. Gene Ontology annotation, biological process: calcium ion transmembrane transport; intracellular calcium ion homeostasis. The record is from RefSeq and is a predicted model, not a curated record. The coding region runs from base 343 to 3252 and encodes 969 amino acids. NCBI's taxonomy places the organism in Eukaryota, Metazoa, Chordata, Mammalia, Primates, Cebidae. Gene Ontology annotation, molecular function: ATP hydrolysis activity; P-type calcium transporter activity; ATP binding. The transcript is spliced from 21 exons. Gene Ontology annotation, cellular component: membrane.
GGAGGCAUUUGGGAUCAAACCAUCCAUUCUGUGACCUCAGAGAGGCCUGAGGACACAUCCAGACUUCGGUGGGGACCUGGGUGGGUGCCGUGGGAAGAUGCUGCCAGGCUCCCCCGAGACCCCCGCUGACCCUCCUCUCUUGUCUCCUCAUGGCACCGUGGCUGCCUGGAUCCUGCAGAGCUCCCGACCGAGGAAGGGAAGUCCCUGUGGGAGCUGGUGCUGGAACAAUUUCAGGACCUCCUGGUGCGCAUCCUGCUGCUGGCCGCCCUGGUCUCCUUUGUCCUGGCCUGGUUCGAGGAGGGCGAGGAGACCACGACCGCCUUCGUGGAGCCCCUGGUCAUCAUGCUGAUCCUCGUGGCCAAUGCCAUCGUGGGCGUGUGGCAGGAACGCAACGCUGAGAGUGCAAUCGAAGCCCUGAAGGAGUACGAGCCUGACAUGGGCAAGGUGAUCCGCUCGGACCGCAGGAGCGUGCAGAGGAUCCGCGCCCGCGCCAUCGUCCCUGGGGACAUUGUAGAAGUGGCGGUGGGGGACAAGGUGCCCGCCGACCUCCGCCUCAUCGAGAUCAAGUCUACCACGCUGAGAGUGGACCAGUCCAUCCUGACGGGUGAAUCUGUGUCGGUGACCAAGCACACAGAGGCCAUCCCAGACCCCCGAGCUGUGAACCAGGACAAGAAGAACAUGCUGUUUUCUGGCACCAAUAUCGCAUCGGGCAAAGCAGUGGGUGUGGCAGUGGCCACGGGCCUGCACACGGAGCUGGGCAAGAUCCGGAGCCAGAUGGCGGCGGUGGAGCCCGAGCGGACGCCACUGCAGCGCAAGCUGGAUGAGUUUGGGCGGCAGCUGUCCCAUGCCAUCUCCGUGAUCUGCGUGGCCGUGUGGGUCAUCAACAUCGGCCACUUUGCUGACCCGGCCCACGGUGGCUCCUGGCUGCGCGGAGCUGUCUAUUACUUCAAGAUCGCCGUGGCCCUGGCCGUGGCCGCCAUCCCCGAGGGCCUCCCGGCUGUCAUCACUACGUGCCUGGCACUGGGCACGCGGCGCAUGGCACGCAAGAAUGCCAUCGUGCGAAGCCUGCCCUCCGUGGAGACCCUGGGCUGCACCUCAGUCAUCUGCUCUGACAAGACGGGCACGCUCACCACCAAUCAAAUGUCUGUCUGCCGGAUGUUCGUGGUAGCCGAGGCCGAAGCGGGCUCCUGCCUUUUGCACGAGUUCACCAUCUCGGGUACCACAUAUACCCCCGAGGGCGAAGUGAGACAGGGGGAGCGACAGGUGCGCUGCAGCCAGUUCGACGGGCUGGUUGAGCUGGCGACCAUCUGCGCCCUGUGCAACGACUCGGCGCUGGACUACAACGAGGCCAAGGGUGUGUAUGAGAAGGUGGGAGAGGCCACGGAGACGGCUCUGACUUGCCUGGUGGAGAAGAUGAACGUGUUCGACACCGACCUGCAGGCCCUGUCCCGGGUGGAGCGAGCUGGUGCCUGCAAUGCGGUCAUCAAGCAGCUGGUGCGGAAGGAGUUCACCCUGGAGUUCUCCCGAGACCGGAAGUCCAUGUCCGUGUACUGCACACCCACGCGCCCCCACGCUGCGGCCCAGAGCAGCAAGAUGUUUGUGAAGGGGGCUCCUGAGAGUGUGAUCGAGCGCUGUAGCUCGGUCCGAGUGGGCAGCCGCACAGCACCCCUGACCCCCACCUCCAGGGAGCAGAUCCUGGCAAAGAUCCGGGAUUGGGGCUCCGGCUCAGACACGCUGCGCUGCCUGGCGCUGGCCACCCGGGACGUGCCCCCAAGGAAGGAGGACAUGGAGCUGGACGACUGCAGCAAGUUUGCGCAGUACGAGACGGACCUGACCUUCGUGGGCUGCGUGGGCAUGCUGGACCCGCCGAGGCCUGAGGUGGCUGGUUGUAUUGCACGCUGCCGCCAGGCGGGCAUCCGUGUGGUCAUGAUCACCGGGGAUAACAAAGGCACUGCUGUGGCCAUCUGCCGCAGGCUUGGCAUCUUUGGGGACACGGAGGACGUGGCGGGCAAGGCCUACACGGGCCGCGAGUUUGAUGACCUCAGCCCCGAGCAGCAGCGCCACGCCUGCCGCACUGCCCGCUGCUUCGCCCGCGUGGAGCCCACACACAAGUCCCGCAUCGUGGAGAACCUGCAGUCCUUUAACGAGAUCACCGCCAUGACGGGUGAUGGCGUGAACGACGCUCCGGCCCUGAAGAAGGCAGAGAUCGGCAUCGCCAUGGGCUCGGGCACUGCUGUGGCCAAGUCAGCAGCAGAGAUGGUGCUGUCGGAUGACAACUUCGCCUCCAUCGUGGCUGCGGUGGAGGAGGGCCGGGCCAUCUACAGCAACAUGAAGCAGUUCAUCCGCUACCUCAUCUCCUCCAACGUUGGCGAGGUUGUCUGCAUCUUCCUCACGGCAAUUCUGGGACUGCCCGAAGCCCUGAUCCCCGUGCAGCUGCUCUGGGUGAACCUGGUGACGGACGGCCUGCCUGCCACGGCGCUGGGCUUCAACCCACCAGACCUGGACAUCAUGGAGAAGCUGCCCCGGAACCCCCGAGAGGCCCUCAUCAGCGGCUGGCUCUUCUUCCGGUACCUGGCUAUUGGAGUGUACGUAGGCCUGGCCACGGUGGCUGCCGCCACCUGGUGGUUCCUGUGUGAUGCGGAGGGACCUCACGUCAACUUCUACCAGCUGAGGAACUUCCUGAAGUGCUCCGAGGACAACCCACUCUUUGCCGGCGUCGACUGUGAGGUGUUUGAGUCCCGCUUCCCCACCACCAUGGCCUUGUCCGUGCUUGUGACCAUUGAAAUGUGCAAUGCCCUCAACAGCGUCUCGGAGAACCAGUCACUGCUGCGGAUGCCACCCUGGAUGAACCCCUGGCUGCUGGCAGCCGUGGCCAUGUCCAUGGCCCUGCACUUCCUCAUCUUGCUCGUGCCGCCACUGCCCCUCGUUUUCCAGGUGACACCACUGAGUGGGCGCCAGUGGGUGGUGGUGCUGCAGAUCUCUCUUCCUGUCAUCCUGCUGGACGAGGCGCUCAAGUACCUGUCCCGGAAGCACGUGGGCGCAUCCUGGGGACAGUCUCGCAGGCCUGGAGUAGGCAGACACGACCACCUCUUGGACCCCAGAUCACACCGGAAGAAAAGAACCAGAAGUGAGUGCUGGGAACAGAGUGGAGUCUUCGGGGUGCAUCACAGACUGAUGGUGCCCAAGCAUUGGCCUCCGCCCCCACCCCUGCCACCACGCUCACCCACUUGCCCACUGGGCCCCACCGGAUAAACCACAGGCCUGAUGCCAGAACGGUCAUCUCCAGCCCCGUCCUGGGGUCUCCGUCCCCACUUCCUUCUGGCCUGCGGGCUCUGUAAUUCCUGUCCCUUGGACUCUCCUGGGAAGUUCCCUGCUCUGAUGCUGUAGCCCAGGAGCUGCAGGCUGGAGGCGGGGGCAGCCAGGAAGCCGGAGCUGGCAGCAGACCCAGAGAUCCAGGGCCCCUCCACCCCCAAAUCACAAGCCCGUCUGGAGCUUGCUCCCCCUCACUUAGCAGCUGGACGUUCACUUGGUGACUGGUGCCUCUGCACUGAUGAGGACUCCUGGGGGUCCUUCUUCCUGCUCUGACCUCUCCCUUGCGCCUGGUCUGGGGCCGGGUCAGCCAUGGGGCAUCAGGAGGGGCCAUCUGGGCCCAGCUGUGCACAGCGAGGGUGGGCAGUCCCCACCACUCUGCUUUGCUUCCACAAAGUCGGCUCCUGAGAGCUUGAGGCUGUUUCUGUUUAUGUGUGCAGGGACCGGGGGGUGAAGGGUCAGCAGAGACACAAGGACCCGGGAUGGGGGCGGAGCAAAGAUGCUGUUCCUGGGAGGCAGCCUGGAAGGACUGUCUCAGCCCCCCUCGCUUCCUGGACUCAGGGUUCCCUGUCCUGAGCACAUAAGACUUUUGGCGUCUCGCUGUCGCCCACUGUACCGCGCAGAGGUCAAACUCCGCACCCACGCCCCUGGCACCUGAGACCCCAGACAGCCUCAGGUCCCUGACCGAGGUGCCCUUCCACCCAGCCCACCGUCUGCACAGCUGGGGCCUCCGAGCCUGGUGGGCUCUCCUGGACUCUUGGCCUCACUCCUUGCCCUCUGCCCACGACAGCCCUGAGCCGAAAGAUAUCACUAAGGUUGGCUAAUUCCCCACGGGCACUUGCUCUCCCUCCCCCCCUCCCUCCUGGUGUAUUGCAUCAGGUCAGAUCACAGGAAGGUGCCAUUUGAUGGGCAGAAUUUUUCUCUUAAGUCGGCUUUUGCUACUUAGGCAAAAACUCGCUAGGUGCGGCAGGAAACAGUGUCAGGCACUGCCCUGAGCCUCGCCUGUCCUAGAGACAGUGCAAAGUGAUGAUUUUGUGUGUAAAUCAAGACUCACAACCCUUUCCUAGUCCCCAGAGCUGCUCAGCCUGCCUUGCAGACCAAUGGGCUCCGUGUUCUGUAGCCCCCCUUCCCACGCCUCCCCCCUCCUCUCUCUCACAGGUUCUGGGGGGCCAGUGAGAGAAACGCAGUGGGGGAGGCAGGGCGUCUGGUGCCUGCAGAGAGUCUCUGCUCCUUUCCUGGGGGGAGGUGAGGAGGUGCUAGCAGGAACAGGGCCCUGUACCCACCUGCUGACGUGCUGUUUGGUAGAGAAAUAAAGGUUGUGUGUCUGGGGCGAUGGA